Molecule: messenger RNA, 1332 nt
Organism: Symbiodinium sp. CCMP2456
Lineage: Eukaryota; Dinophyceae; Suessiales; Symbiodiniaceae
Source: the annotation of a GenBank genome assembly
AUGUUCAAAGGCAGGAGCCUCGUGGCCCUCGCCGCAGUCUUGGCGUCGGUGACCACGGUCGUGAUCUAUCUAGAGUGGCGAGCUGUGCAAGACAUUCGCUCAGGAUUCUCCAGCGACCUCAAGGACACGCUCAAGAAGGGCCUGCAGAAGGGUCGCCAUGCCCUCCUUCAACACAUGGUCUUCAGUGAGGGACGGCCGUGGGCACAAGGCUUCCACUUCUCCAAGGGAGGUGCGUCACUGCGCGGCAGCGGCGAAGCGACGACGAGGUUGCCCUCGCUGGAGCUGUCGGGGAUCAGGGAGACAGAGAUGCCAGAGGAGGCUACCUUCACUGGCACCUAUCCACCAUUUCCCACGCCCCGGGAGGUGCGGCACCCCUCCUGCCAACGGGAGUUUGCCCUCAGCGAGCUCCCUCGGGCAUCACUGGUCAUUCCAUACCUGAACGAGACCUGGGUUCAGAUCAAAGCCACGGUUGGCUCUCUCCUGGCACACAGUCCCCUCGAGCUUGUCGAUCAGAUCCUGUUCAUCGAUGAUGGCAACUCCCCUGAGUGGCAGCAUCACGACGAACUCCGGGCGUUGCAUCCGAAGAUCCGCGUGCACCGCAACGAAGUACGGCAGGGCCUGAUCCGUGCCAAGGUCAUCGGCGCUGCCAUGAUCACGAGUCCCGUCCUCAUCUUCAUGGAGCCUCACUGCAUCGUUGUCCAGCAGUGGCUGGAACCUCUCCUGGAGCAGCUUAGCCUGGCGGAAGAUCACAAGACGCUGGUGAUGCCCAUCCUGGACAUCAUUCCAGAGAAAAACUUCGACAGCUACCUGCCGGCGAACCAUCAUAUCGGUGGCUUCGACUGGAGCCUCACCUUCGGCUGGAAAGCGCUCAUCGAGUCGCGGAACAAGUCGUACAUCUACCCGAACCCCUACCCCACGCCGGCACUCUCCGGUGGGAUCUUCGCCCUCUGGAAGGAUAAUUGGGAGCACAUGGGAACCUACGACACCAACAUGACUGAGUGGGGCGGCGAGCACAUCGAGAUGUCCCUGCGGGCUUGGCGCUGCGGCGGCCGCAUCGAGAUUGUGCCCUGCUCUCGGAUGGGCCAUGUCUUUCGCGCUAAAAACCCGUACGUCGUCCACGUGCCCGAGGCCUGCGGGGAUGGCAUACAGCCGGUGUUGCGUAUCUGUCGGACCGGCCUGCGCUUGACGGACAUGGCGCCCAGGGCACUCAAGCAGUUUCUGCCAAAGCAGAAAGUUAGUCUAGUAGACCCAUUGCGAGCUGUCCAGGUCAUGAAGAACACAAAGCGCGCAGCUUUGGUGUGGCUGGAUGAGUAUCUGGAGGAAACGGCUUAA